AGUUUGCUUGGACGCAAGUCCAACAAGAGUUCGUUUUUGCGUCCGUGUCGUGUUCGUGUAGAUAUUUACCGCACGACUUAUUCUCUUUUUUUGACUGCCUCGUCUCGUCUCCUGAUCGUUGCAGUUCGCGGCACGUAAAGUCUUUCUGCCGUUAUUUCCCGCCGAAAGACGGCCUUUGCUUAUCUCUGAAACAAGAAGCAGGCGAGAGAGGUGUUUCCGUCAGGAAUCUUUCCCUGCUGCAGAUCGCUCUCUGUUUAGGCAUAAAUAGUCGGGCGCCACUGGAUAUUCGUUCCUUCAAAUUCUUCAAUCCUUCUGCGGUAACAUCGGUAGUCCUACUGUAAGGGACGCAGCAAAUCAGCACUAACCGAAGGAGUUGUCACGAAAACGGCAGGAAAUCAGUGCCGUCCGCUUCUGCACAAAAGGGCAACACCGACCGUGCCUGUAUGUAUACACGCAUCCCGGCAUCCGGCGCGGUAAUGGUCACACGCUUCCGGCACUCGCGGCAAGCACGACAGGCAACUUUGCUGCAUGACUGCAAAUUGCUGAAUUUAUUUCAGGUCAUGCGCAUUCGUGAUCCCACAUGCCAUUAAUUCAGGUUAUAAAGCAUUAGUACGUUGGCUGUCCCUGAGCUUCCCACACACAGCUCGACCUUCGCGUGCCGCCAGCGACAUCGCAGUCUCUUUGCUUUCAAUCCCUACUACAAGCUAGGCGGAGAAGCUAAGCCACAUAAGUACAUACUAUAGUCCAGCUUUAAUUCUACAAGUACCGAUCGAAUUAAGGUGAGGCGCACAGGCAGCGUGAUACCGGAAGAGAUAAAGAGAGAUGAUGGAUGGUGAACUGGGCGAGGACUUGCUCACGGAGGUCCUCGUGAGGCUGCCGCACAAGUCACUGGCGCGGUUCCAGUGCGUGUCCACGACAUGGCGGGCACUCAUCUCCGGCGACUACCUCCGCCGGAGGCUGCCUCUGAUCACCUCCGGCGUGCUGUUCCACGACGGCCCACCACGGCCCGGGAAGCAGGCCUACACGUACGCCUGCGCCUCACCGUCGUCGUCGGCCCAAGACGGCGUCGAGGACCGCGGCGGCAGCGGCGUGGAAGAGGCCGACAUGGGCUUCUUCCCGUGCCACGCGACGUCCAGCAUCAUCGACGGCUGCAACGGCCUGCUGCUCUACUACGCGGCGCCGGCGGCGUUCCACGUCGUGAACCCGACGACGCGUCGUUGGGCGGCGCUCCCGGCACCCCGCCAGAGGACGCUGCUCUCCGUGCUGGCCUUCGACCCCUGCGCCUCCCCGCACUACAAGGUGGUCUGCUUCGCGCGCUGGCUGCCACGCGGCGCGUGCGUCGAGGUGUUCGACUCCGAGUCCGGCGCGUGGCGGGAGCGCGAGCUCGACUUCGGCAUCGACACGGACGCCAUGUCGGCCACCAUGCACUGCUCCGGCGCCGCCAUCCACGUGCUGGCCUACUCGGGCCACGUGGUGCGCAUCGACCUCGCCGGCACCGGCAUGGCGUGCGCGGUGACCGCGCUCCCGGCGCCCGUCAGCUACCGGGCGCGCGCGGGACACUGCCGCGGCCGCCUCCGGUACGCGUCCAGCGACGGCGCGCGCCUCAGCCUGUGGGAGCUCAGGGACGCGGAGGGAUCCCAGUCCCAGUGGGCGCUGAAGCACGAGCUGGGCGUCAGGGACCUCGUCUCCUGCGACGCGAGCGGCACGUGCCAGAGCAAUAAGACGUUCCUGUUCAUGGCGUUCCACCCGGAGAAGGAGGUGGUGUACCUGUGGACGCCGGGGAAGCUCGUAGCGUUCGACCUGGAGCAGAGGCGCGUCGUGGGGGAGUCGGUGUUCGGGUCCGACAGGGAAGGCGCGCAGCUCAUACAGAUUUGGUUGUUCCCCUUCUCGCGUCAUCUGGCCAGCUGCUUGGCCUGACUCUGACUGUGAGGGUGACUGGCUUAUUGGCACAUUUGAGGCAGCGCUCAGGCGCUGAGAAUGUGGUCACCUCCGAUUGUACGUAGAUGUGGGUCCCUGUCUCCCUGACUUGUCCACAAGAGGGUGUGGUUCCGUUCGACUGUCGACGAGGUUACGGAAUGGAAUGCAUAAGAAAGAUAGCAAAAUGCAAAUAUAGAAUAUAGGCUGAUAUGAAGGGGGAAAUUCCGUACGACUGUCGACAAGUGCACGAGUGACUCCGUCUUGGGGAAAUUCGUCUUCAAUGGCUUGUUCAAUUGCUGGCUAUUUGAUUUAUUUUCGUAUCUCUUUAUAUAUGGGAAAUGCUGUUUCGAAUA
Messenger RNA from Brachypodium distachyon (stiff brome), 2270 nucleotides. Its product is annotated as putative F-box/kelch-repeat protein At1g15680. The transcript has a single exon. The record is from RefSeq and is a predicted model, not a curated record. NCBI's taxonomy places the organism in Eukaryota, Viridiplantae, Streptophyta, Magnoliopsida, Poales, Poaceae. Gene Ontology annotation, molecular function: protein binding. Bases 823 to 1917 code for a protein of 364 amino acids.